AUGUCCGGAAAAUGUUCAAUCAAAAAUGAUAAGUUGACCGUGAACAGCAAGUUGAUGUCCGCGAAACCUAUGAACGAAGACGACCACGGUAAUCAUGGUCACAAGAGCGCCUGUAAAUCAGUUCGAAAUUACGAUCCUUAUCCAACUCAAGACCUUAAUUUAGGUACCGUCUAUAAGGCUGUCGAGGAAAGGAGAAUCGUAAUUGCUUUGUCUGUGAUCCCGAUAGAAUUUUUCAAAACGCUUUGCAACCAUGGCUGGAUGUUGAAAACAAACGUACCCAAUUCGAAAUACACCAAUAAAACAUUAGGGUCACUGUAUCCGAACGUAAAUCUUGCCAGGACGAUGGCCGAGAAACACGAUGCCGGACUGAUUUGGACAAACGACGUAUAUUCUGGUAAGGUGCCAUGGUCGACAUUGAAACCGUGGGUAGUGGUUAAUCGGUUUCCGAGGAAUGGGUGCCCUGAAAUCAAGUUGUGCGGACACGGAAUGGUCGGCAAACCCGAGUACGACGGUUAUCAUCCGCGAACGUAUAAGAACACGACUGUCGAUAGUGGCUUCAUGGAGGACUUUGCGCUAACUGCAUGUGUAUCGCUACUACGGAUGUUUGCCGACAAAAUCGUGAAAUGCAAGGAAAGUGGCAAGGUUCCUCUUUCGGCACUUCGUUUCGCCGUGGAAAAAUGCAGUGCAUACAUAACCGACGGGAAGCUAAUGGAUUUCAUUAGGGGCGCAAAUUCGACCGAAUGGAAAACUUUUUUCCACAAUUACCGAAAGAUCGUCAACGGAAAACGUAAUUUCGCCGUGUCGAAGUCAGACUACGCAGAGUUGCGCUAUUUGAAAACGACUACCCGAGACUUGGUGGAGGAGAUGAACGGUUUGAGACCGCAGACGGUGAAGAUCGACGGGUACAAGAACAUUUGGAUACUGAAAAACAAACGGCCCGCGACGAGCGGCUCAAUUCUGUUCAACGACGUGGAGGACGCUUUGAAGCACUGCCCCGCGCUGAACAGCGGCAGCGACGAUUACGUUGUGCAGAAGUACAUCGAGACGCCCCUGCUGAAUGACGGCCACAAGUUUAUGUUGCACGCGUGGCUGGUAAUUUCCACUCUCGACGGCUGUCUGUCCGUUUGGCUGUAUCAGACGUGCUGCAUGCAAACAAGCGUGUACGAAUUCUCGCUGGACCUGAACGGACACAGGUACUCGCCCAACGCUCAUCUGAUGCAGAAGCUCGACCGGAUACACUCGACAACGUGUACGGUCGGUGUGCAACGGCUGAAGCACAGGUUCAACACCAUGGCGGGCGGCGGCCGCGGCGUCGUGGCCGUCAGCUCGAGGAUCAGAUCGUCGAUCGUGUCGGCCGUUACGGCUACCGCGAACGCAGGUACCGUUCUCAAUCUGCGUCCCAAUUGCUUCGAGCUUUUCCAAGCCACGUUCGUAGUGGGAAACGAUCUACAGCCGUGGUUGAUCAACAUCAGGUCCGACCCGACCCCCACGCACUCGUUCAAGUUCUCGAUGCAACGCACCGAGAGCGAUAUAGCGAAGAACAUGGCCAACAUGAUUGUUUGCAAAAAACGCGCGUCCAAAAAUCAAAUCGGAAAAUUCGAAUUGCUCCAUGUGGGCUCGAUACCGAGAAAAGAGUACGAGCCGUGCGCGUUCGUCGUAACCUCGGUCCCUAAGAAAUCGAAAUACAACAACUGUGGAAACAAUUAUGAUUACAUUGAAAGUUUUCCAUCCGAAGAUUCCGACCGUAGUGUUGCGCAUUCGGACGACGGUUCUGAAAACGAUUCGGAAGUCGAUUUCGAAAAUGACCAAAUUCAAUUAAAGCAAUUUGAACGUAUGUUUGAUGGGAGGAAAAUCAAACCAGAAUUAUCGGAAAGUUAUUUCCGUGCUUUGGAUGAAAUGAAGUUAAACUUGGACAUAAUUAAAAAAUAUUGCAUUAAAGAGCAUCUGCACUAA
Sipha flava (yellow sugarcane aphid) is the source of this 1953-nucleotide messenger RNA. Its product is annotated as tubulin glycylase 3A-like. Gene Ontology annotation, molecular function: protein-glycine ligase activity, initiating. The transcript has 3 exons. NCBI's taxonomy places the organism in Eukaryota, Metazoa, Arthropoda, Insecta, Hemiptera, Aphididae. Gene Ontology annotation, biological process: cilium assembly; cilium movement; protein polyglycylation. The coding region runs from base 1 to 1953 and encodes 650 amino acids. Gene Ontology annotation, cellular component: cilium. The record is from RefSeq and is a predicted model, not a curated record.